AUGGGGUGCUGUGGCUGCGGAAGUUGCGGCGGCUGCGGCGGCGGCUGCGGCGGCGGCUGCGGCGGCUGCAGUAGUGGCUGCGGCGGCUGCGGCGGCUGCAGUAGUGGCUGCGGCGGCGGCUGCGGCAGCUGCACCACCUGCAGGUGCUACCGGGUGGGCUGCUGCUCCGGCUGCUGUCCCUGCUGCUGCGGCUGCUGCGGGGGCUGCUGCAGCGUCCCCGUGGUCUGCUGCUGCCGCCGCUCGUGUGGCUGCGGCUCGUGCGGCUGCGGGAAGGGCUGCUGCCAGCAGAAGUGCUGUUGUCAGCAGAAGUGCUGUUGCAAGAGGCAGUGCUGCAGCUAA
Lynx canadensis (Canada lynx) is the source of this 339-nucleotide messenger RNA. RefSeq names its product small cysteine and glycine repeat-containing protein 7-like. Bases 1 to 339 code for a protein of 112 amino acids. The record is from RefSeq and is a predicted model, not a curated record. Gene Ontology annotation, cellular component: extracellular region. Gene Ontology annotation, biological process: defense response. The transcript has a single exon. Lineage: Eukaryota; Metazoa; Chordata; Mammalia; Carnivora; Felidae.